CCUCAGGUCUGCAGAGGGAGAAGUCAGCAAGACACCGCCUUCCCCUUAGCGCCCUGACGAUUGGCUCAGGCGCUCUGUCAUUUAGCGCUCGGUGGGCGGGGCGAGCCCGGGGGCGGGGCCUAGGGGCCUAGCCGCGCGUUCUCGCCUGGGAAGGAGGCACAGGCUCGGCGCGCUGGAGGGCUGGGCGCGCGCAGCCGGCACGCGGGUGAAAGUCCUCGGAGGCGCGGCGGGCGGUGCCGAGGCUGAGUCGCUGCUGAGGGAACCGCGGCCCGCACCGCUCUCGCGUCUCCCGCCGUCGCGGUCCCCGCGACCUCGAGUCCCUGGGCUCCGAGAGAGACCCUCGGGUCCCCGCCGGCCCCUGUGGAGCGCGCCAUGGCCCCGCGCAAGAAUGCCAAAGGUGGAGGCAGCAACAGCAGCGGUAGCAGCGGCUCCGGCAGCAGCGGCUCGAGCACCGGCAGCAGCAGCGCCGGGGCUCGGAGAGAGACAAAACAUGGAGGACACAAGAAUGGCAGGAAAGGAGGACUCUCUGGCAGCUCCUUUUUCACCUGGUUUAUGGUCAUUGCCUUGCUGGGAGUCUGGACCUCAGUAGCCGUUGUUUGGUUUGAUCUGGUUGAUUAUGAAGAAGUUCUAGCCAAAGCAAAGGACUUCCGUUAUAACUUAUCAGAGGUACUUCAAGGAAAACUGGGAGUUUAUGAUGCUGAUGGUGAUGGAGAUUUUGAUGUUGAUGAUGCCAAAGUUUUAUUAGGCCUGACCAAAGAUGGCAGUAAUGAAAAUAUUGAUUCUCUUGAGGAAGUCCUUAAUAUUUUAGCAGAGGAAAGUUCAGAUUGGUUUUAUGGUUUCCUCUCAUUUCUCUAUGAUAUAAUGACUCCUUUUGAAAUGCUAGAAGAAGAAGAAGAAGAAGAAAGUGAAACUGCAGAUGGUGUUGAUGGCCUUAAAGAAAAAGCUGCUCCAGAGCCGAAUUUCCCAGCAGAGGAGGCCAAGCUGCACUCUGAGCCGCAGGACCAUGCUCCCGUGGGCACAGAACCCCAGAAUAUUGAAGAUGAAGUAAAGGAACAAAUUCAGUCUGUUCUUCAUGAAAUGGUACACCCGGAACAUGUUGAAGGAGAAAACUUGCAACAAGAAGAGGAAGGGCCAGCAGGAGAUCUGCAGCUGCAGGAUGAUGAUUUCCUUAUCACAUCUGAUGUUGAUGAUAGAUUUGAGAUCCUGGAACCUGAAACAGUUCAUGAAGGUAACACUGAGAAUAGUUAUCAUAUGGAAGAGACAGUUUUACAAGACCAUGAUCAGGAUGUGGAAGAGAUAAUAUACAACCAAGAAAACUCAGAUUCCAGUGAACCACUAGUCGAUCAUGAAAGAUUGUACCAAGAAGCAGAUGCUGUAACAUACCAAGACUAUGAUGAACAAGAUAAUGCUAUAGAAGAUACAAACAUGAUUUUAGAAGAAGUAAGCGUUCCCCCUAUGGAAGAACACCAGAAAGUACCACCAGAAACAAAUAGAAAAACAAGUGAUCCAGGACAAAAAGAGAAAGCUAAGAAAAAGAAGCCUAAACUUUUAAAUAAAUUUGAUAAAACUAUUAAGGCCGAACUUGAUGCUGCAGAAAAACUUCGUAAAAGGGGGAAAACAGAGGAAGCAAAGAAUGCAUUUGACGAACUGGUGCACAAAUACCCUCAGAGUCCACGAGCAAGAUACGGGAAAGCACAGUGUGAAGAUGAUUUAGCUGAGAAGAGGAAGAGCAAUGAGGUGCUUCGCAGGGCCAUCGAGACCUACCAAGAGGUGGCUAGCCUGCCCAAUGUCCCCAAUGACCUGCUGAAGCUGACUUUGAAACGGUGCUCAGAACGACAGCAGUUUCUGGGUCAUAUGAGAGGUUCCCUGCUUACCCUACAGAGACUGGUUCAACUGUUUCCGAGUGAUACCUCCUUAAAGAAUGACCUUGGAGUGGGCUAUCUCCUGAUAGGAGACAAUGCCAGUGCCAAGAAGGUGUAUGAAGAGGUUCUGAAUGUGACACCUAAUGAUGGCUUUGCCAAAGUACAUUACGGCUUCAUCCUGAAGGCACAGAACAAGAUUGCUGAAAGCAUCCCCUAUUUGAAGGAAGGCAUAGAGUCUGGGGAUCCAGGAACGGAUGACGGGCGAUUUUAUUUUCACUUGGGAGAUGCCAUGCAGAGGGUUGGGAAUAAGGAGGCGUAUAAGUGGUAUGAACUUGGCCACAAGAGAGGACAUUUUGCAUCUGUCUGGCAGCGCUCACUCUACAAUGUGAAUGGACUGAAAGCCCAACCAUGGUGGACCCCAAGUGAGACAGGCUACACGGAAUUAGUAAAGUUUUUAGAAAGAAACUGGAAGCUAAUUCGUGAUGAAGGUCUUGCAGUGAUGGAUAAAGCCAAAGGUCUUUUCCUGCCUGAAGAUGAAAACCUGAGGGAGAAAGGUGAUUGGAGCCAGUUUACACUAUGGCAACAAGGAAGAAAAAAUGAAAAUGCCUGUAAAGGAGCUCCUAAAACUUGCACUUUACUAGAAAAGUUCCCUGAGACAACAGGAUGUAGAAGAGGACAGAUCAAAUAUUCCGUCAUGCACCCUGGAACUCACGUGUGGCCACACACAGGACCCACCAACUGCAGGCUCCGAAUGCAUCUGGGCUUGGUGAUACCCCAAGAUGGCUGCAAGAUCCGAUGUGCCAAUGAGACCAAGAUGUGGGAAGAAGGCAAGGUGCUCAUCUUUGACGAUUCCUUCGAGCAUGAGGUGUGGCAGGAUGCCUCAUCUUUCCGGCUGAUAUUCAUCGUGGAUGUGUGGCACCCUGAGCUGACACCUCAACAGAGACGCAGCCUUCCUGCAAUUUAAGAGGAAUUCAUGUAGCCUUGGGACAUCCUGGAGAGAUGCUACCUUUCUGGAUCACUUUGGAUAUGGACACGGAGGUUCUUUCCAUGGCUCUUAAUUCAGUGACUUACAGGCUGAAAAACUCUGAGUUUCCUCCUAGAGUUAGACACUAAAUAGAACAUUUUACUUGCUGCUGUUCAUUUAGAAAAUACCCUGCCACAUCUCAUCCAUGACAGCAUUGACCGUAGCCUAUGUUUAAAGUGAACAUUUGGUAGCUUCUACUUUGCCAGCCAAAGGUAUUUUUACCAGGUAGAGUAGGUCUAAAUCAGUGUAUAAAGAGAAUAUUUGUAGAAACUGUGAAUGGAUUGCUUUAGUUUGUAAUUUUUCUAUAUGGUUAUAUUUUUCUACGGUACUUAAACUAUUUUGGCAUCGUGCACCAAUGCUUUUUUUAAUUGACUACAGUGGCAAGCUUUAAUUUUGAGCUGUUUAGUGGUAGCUCUCUGGCCAAUUUAGACUUCCUUCUCUUCUUUUUAGCAAAAAUUGUCAUAAAAAAGACAGUUUGUUUUCCUCAUACAAAAGAGGAAAAUUUAGUUAUGCCACUGUCUCUUAUCUGUGCAGAUCCGUACGCUUGAAUCUGCUUUUUUAUCUUCACUGAGUUCCAGUGUUAGCUUCUUUCACUAUGCAAAUGGUGAAGAUAAUUGUCAAAAUCUUAUUUCUUUCUGAGAAGGACAUUUUUAUAUAGAAAAAAGACAAAGAAUCAUUUUUACUAUGACAUAUAAAAAUACCACAUAGAAGUUUUUUAAUGACAAACACUAGGGCUUGAGGAAAAUAAUGUAAAUUUGUGGAAGUAAAAUUAUCCCCCAGCUUUAGAUAGACAUAAGCACACCUGGCCUCUGGCCUCUUUGCCACUCAUGACGCAGGGUCUGGGAAUCUAGAGUGUCUUCCCCCUGUAGAUCCAUCUGAGUGGCAAGAAGACAACCCUUUGGUCCUUGAGUUCUCAUCACAGUUUCAUAAAUAUAAGAACAGCAGAGCAGACAGUCCAAGGAGUGCUAGAUAUCCUUGUUUUGGGUGUGGGUAGGCAAGACUGUUUUUUGUUUUUUUAAUUUUUUUUUCUUUUUUGAAAGAAUUUGAACCUUUGGCUUGUAAAACUUCUUCCAGCUACACAUCAUUUUGAGAUAGUAAUUAAUACCCAUGAUUUGUUUUAAUAUUGAUUAUAACAUAAGUAACACUUAAAAGUGACCGUGUCUUCUCAUUCCAAAGAUGAUCAAGUCAGUAAUUUAGGACAGUAUUACUACUGCACUUGAUUUUAUAUUUUUAAAAGUAAAGCUAGCGACAAGUAUUAGCUGUCAGAAUAUAGUGGUAUUUAUAUACUGAAUUCUAAGCCAGCAUGAACAAAAGUACCAUGGUAAUGGCACAUAGGUCACCAAAUUUCAUGCACAGAUAGAAAAACCACUUGUGCUUUCUUUAUAAACUAUACAGUUUUCAAAAUAUUUGCCAUACUCUUAAAAUAUAAUCCUGUGCCUUUUGUGUGGCCAAUGUUUAAGAAUUCCACUAAAAAAAGAUACAGAUUCAUAGGAAAAAGAAUAACAAAGUUAAUAUUAAAGUCUAGAAAAAAAAAACAAACGCUUGAAAAAUAAAAGAUAUUUGUGUCCUUCAGGAUUUAUUAAACAGGAAAUGACUGACAAGGGCAAUACAAUCCAGUGUUCAUGUAGUACCAUUCAUGUUACUUACUGAAUUUGGUUUUCCUGUGUAAAUUGCAUACAGGUAAACAAAAUGCAAACCAUAUGUUGUCAGAGUUGAACCAUCCUCCUACAUUCACUUAAGGAAACUGUGGAAAAGAGUAAAAACUAGCUUUCAGCUUAAUAAAUAUAAUGUAUUUAACAGUGGCUACAGUAGGAUUCUAAAUAUUGCCAAUUGAAAAGCAGAAAAAUUACUGUUCCAAAGAGCUGGCAAUAAUUGACUCCAAUAGCAUUUUACAUAGUUGGAUCCCACACUUAUUUUUAAAACCCAGGCAAUAAAAAGUCAGUUUUCCUAAUUCAUUUUAAUCCUUCAUUUCUCUUACCUUUGUCUUGUCACAUAAGUAUUUCUUCGUUUCUCUUACCUUUGUCUUGUUACGUAAGUGUUUCAGCCACUGCACUGGUAAAAUUAUUUCAGUGUUAUUAUUUUUCGAUUUGAAAUGUCUAUGCAAAAUGAAUUGGUUUUACUUAUACUGUGAUGCAAUUGUUUGAGAAAGAUUUUUAAUCGUAAUUCAAUUAUAUACUUCAAAGGUGGAAUAUAAAAGUGAAUUAUUAUUCUCUACCAGUAAAAAAUAAUUAAGACAUUAGAUUCAUUGAAGAAGAGUAUAAUAAAUUGUUAAGAUUAAUUACAAUUAAUUACAAUAUAUGAGGGUGAUUAUGGCCAAUGGGAUCAAUCACCUCAUUACUUUGAAUUCUUCAGCUAACAAAUCAACUCUCCCACAUACUUCAUUGUAAAAUCACUUUUUACUGCCAAUUAUCAACUAAAAUAUUUUUACCUUGACACUGAGCACCAAUUGGUCAUAUUAAUUCCAUGUCAUGCAGAUGGCUGGUCAAGAUAAGAUAUAUCUAAAAAUAGGCAACUGAUCUUGGGAAACAUGACACAAAUAAUUGCCUGUGACAUCUGUUUAUUUUACAUUGAAUUUUCUUUGAAUGGAUAGAUGGGGACUCCAUUUCUAAGCAUAAUAGAUAAACAAAUAAAAUGAUCUUUGGCAUUUU
Messenger RNA from Cavia porcellus (domestic guinea pig), 5534 nucleotides. It is a transcript of the gene Asph, whose product is annotated as aspartate beta-hydroxylase. Gene Ontology annotation, molecular function: peptidyl-aspartic acid 3-dioxygenase activity; protein binding. Gene Ontology annotation, cellular component: membrane; endoplasmic reticulum. Lineage: Eukaryota; Metazoa; Chordata; Mammalia; Rodentia; Caviidae. Bases 373 to 2826 code for a protein of 817 amino acids. Gene Ontology annotation, biological process: peptidyl-aspartic acid hydroxylation. The record is from RefSeq and is a predicted model, not a curated record. The transcript is spliced from 26 exons.